AUGAGAGCUGACCCUUUCCUGGUGGCCCAGGCUGGCAGCCUAAGCCUUACCUUCUUGGUUCUACUUUCCUUCUGGCCCAAUCCAGGUGUGGUGGCCAAGGAAUUGAAGUUGGUGACAUUGGUAUUUCGACAUGGAGACAGAAGUCCCAUUGAAACCUUCCCCAACGACCCCAUUAAAGAGUCUUCAUGGCCACAAGGAUUUGGCCAACUCACUCAGGUGGGGAUGGAGCAGCAUUACGAACUUGGAGAAUAUAUGCGAAGAAGAUAUGAAAAAUUCUUGAAUGAGUCUUAUAAACAUGAACAGGUAUAUAUUCGAAGCACAGACAUUGACCGGACCUUGAUGAGUGCUAUGGCAAACCUUGCAGCCUUGUUUCCCCCAGAGGGCAUGAGUGUCUGGAAUCCCAACCUACCUUGGCAGCCCAUUCCAGUGCACACAGUGCCUGUUUCUGAAGAUGGGUUGCUGUACAUGCCCUUCAACAAUUGUCCUCGUUUUCAAGAACUCCAGGACGAGACUUUGAAAUCAGAGGAGUUCCAGAACAGACUUCUUCCUUAUAAGAGUUUUAUAGAAACCUUGCCAAAACUAUCAGGACACCAACGUCAGGACCUUUUUGGAAUUUGGAGUAGAAUCUACGACCCUUUAUUUUGUGAGAAAAUUCACAAUUUCACCUUACCUUCCUGGGCUACUGAAGAUACUAUGACGAAGUUGAGAGAAUUAUCAGAAUUAUCUAUCUUGUCCCUCUAUGGAAUUCACAAGCAGAAAGAGAAAUCUAGGCUCCAGGGCGGUGUCCUGGUCAAUGAAAUACUAAAAAACAUGAAGACUGCAACUCAGACAUCAAACCACAGAAAACUUAUCAUGUAUUCUGGACAUGACACUACUCUGAGUGGACUACAGAUGGCGCUAGAUGUUUACAAUGAACAACUUCCUCCAUACGCUUCCUGCCACAUCACAGAAUUGUACCUUGACAACGGGGAGUAUUUCGUGGAGAUGUACUAUCGGAAUGAGUCGAAACAUGAGCCGUAUCCCCUCACACUGCCUGACUGUACCCACAGCUGUCCUCUGACCAAGUUUGCUGACCUGGUUGCCCCUGUUAUCACUGAUGACUGGUCUUCAGAGUGUAUGAUCACAACGGACCACCAAGUCCUAAAGAUCGUACUUGCCAUUGCCUUUUGUCUCGUGGCUGGUGUCCUAGCGCUGCUACUAUUUACCCUUAUCCGCCAUGGGCCCUGCUGGAAGAGAGAAUACUCUCAGGAUUUCUGA
Molecule: messenger RNA, 1257 nt
Organism: Chrysochloris asiatica (Cape golden mole)
Lineage: Eukaryota; Metazoa; Chordata; Mammalia; Afrosoricida; Chrysochloridae
Gene: ACP3
Product: acid phosphatase, prostate
Exons: 11
Coding region: 1-1257 (418 amino acids)
Biological process (GO): lysosome organization; dephosphorylation
Cellular component (GO): plasma membrane; lysosome
Molecular function (GO): acid phosphatase activity
Source: RefSeq, a predicted model, not a curated record